This is a messenger RNA of Podarcis lilfordi (Lilford's wall lizard), 34264 nucleotides long. The record is from the annotation of a GenBank genome assembly. NCBI's taxonomy places the organism in Eukaryota, Metazoa, Chordata, Lepidosauria, Squamata, Lacertidae.
AUGGGCCGAAGAAGGAGAGCGGCGUCGGUGAAGAGCGCGCCGGAAGAGGCGGGGCGCAGAAUCCGGCGCCGGAAGCUGCGCCAAAGGGCGCGCUGGGCGCGUGCGCAGGGUCGGCCUUUCGCAGCCGGCUUCGCGGCGCAGAGGAGGGAGAGGCGCCGGCGCGCGCGCGCCUCGGGCCCAGGCAGCGGGAGAGGGAGGACGCGGGGCCGCCGGGCCGCCCCACUGGCAGGUACCCGGGAGGGGGGGGGGAGGAGGGGGCGGCCUUUUCUGAGGGGAGGCGCCAUUCCGAGGGGCCUUGGGGGGUGGGGGCGUCAACCCCCGGGGUCCUCUGACAGGGGCGCGUGCGUGUGAGAGCGCGGGGGAGACGCGGGUCGGAAGUGGCCGUGGGAAAGGGCGCGGGGCGUGUGUAUAUGACCCUCGUGUGGCCCCUUUUCCCCCACACCCCCCGUCAAAAAAGGCCCUUCGCUUCGACAGGCAGGCAAGCAAGACGUACACACACACACACACACACACACACACGUGUGUGUGUGUACACGCCUAUAUAUGUAUGUAUAUGUAUAUGCACGCCUUGCCUGUCGAAGCGAAGGGCCUUUUUUGACGGGAGACGCGGGUCAUCAACCCCGAGGGUCUUCUGAAAGGGGCGUGUGGGUUUGACAGCGGUGGGGAGACGCGGGUCGGAAGUGGCUGUGGGAAAGGACACGGGACGUGUAUAUAUGACCCUCGUGUGGUCCCUUCCCCCCCCCCCCAUAUACACACACACACACCCCGUCAAAAAGGCCCUUCACUUUGACAGGCAGGCAGGCACACACAUAUAUAUUUAUGUACGCAUAUACAUACACACACACACACAUAUAUAUAUAUAUAUAUAUAUAUAUAUAUAUAUGUCUAUAUAGAUAUAUUUAUUUAUUUAUUUAUGUACGCAUAUAUAUAUAUAUAUAUAUAUGUUUGUAUAUAUGGGGUCUGGGUUAAAGGCGGAUCUACACGGAUCCUCAUGGAUCCUCCACUUUUUAAAAAAUAACUCCAACAAAUCCAGUGUCAAAUCACACCUGGAAGGCACACCUACAAACUGGACUAUAAAAAACAUGGAUCCAACACUUUGCCACGCAAAGUGUGUGUGUGUAUGUGUACGUACUCCUUGCCUGCCCGCCUGCCUGCCUGCCUGUGGAAGCGAAGGGUCUUUUCUGAGGGGAGACGCAGGUCGUCAACCCCGAGGGUCUUCUGAAAGGGGCGUGUGUGUUUGACAGCGGUGGGGAGACACAGGUCCGAAGUGGCUGUGGGAAAGGGCACUGGGCCGGGCAGGCAGGCAGGGCAAGUGUCACAGGGAGCUGCUGCUUCCACUUCGCCCCAUUCUGAGGGGUCUUUUGGGGGGGUACGUUGCCCUUGCUUGGGCCACAAGGGUGUUUUGGAAGCGCUCGCCCAGAGAUGCUUUUUUUAAGCUGCCAGGUCUGACCAUUGGUCUACCCAGCCCUUCAUAAAUGUGGGGCUUCUUAGAAUGGUAGAGUGGGGAAAGGGACCGCACGAGGGUCAUCUAGUCCAACCCCCUCCAAGGCAGGAACCUUUGGCCCAGUGUGGGGCUCAAACUCAGGAUCCUGAGUCUCAUCCUGUGCCCGCUGAGCCAUUCUGAUCAUUGCUGAAUCCAGCCAGCAGCCCAUCAAGCCUCUGAAGAAAUAGCCAGUUGGAUGCUUCUGGAAGCUCACAAGAGGCCAUGAAAAUUAUGGCCAUCUCUUUAAAAAGUACUUUCCGGUUCCAUCUCUCUGAGCACCAUAAUUAGGAAGAUUCUGCUCAAACCCGCAACCCUGAGAUUAAUGCUCUGCCUCAACUGAGCUAUCCCAGAUUUGUUUUGUUACUGUUUUUUAUUAGGUGUUUUAUUUUCUUGUGGGUUGUUUUUUGUGUGUGUGUGGACCGCCUUGAGAUCUUUGGAUGAGGGGUGGUAUACAGAUUUAAUAAACAAUAGUGAUGAUCAAGACAUUAGUGGUGCUUUUCUGCGACUGGUGGUGAGAGUCUGUCUUCAGGGCUUCUGGGGGAACGGGGCAAAGGCCCUUUCCCAGCACCCCAACUGCAUGGGAAUCAUUUAGGUUGUAAAGGGAGAGGAUCUCCUGUAAGAAAACCGCUUCUGCUGAGCUCUUCAGACAGUCUCCCGAACUUCUCAGGCUCCAUGCUAGUGGGCUCAGAUUCAGGCUAGUGGGCUCAGUCCAAGGCAGAGAGGCUAUGUUAGUGAAGCCCUUUGAUUUGGAGAUUGAACCUGUGCGUUUAAAGUGUAUGUUCUACCUGUUGGAAUAGUUCAGACUCCAUUUUUCUUUUCUUAUUUUGGGUAGAUUUGCCCCAGUUUCUAAUUGGUAGUGGAGACACACCCUUUUCUAGUAGUACUGCCUCUCCCGGUCUGCCCCACAGAGAGCCUCAAGGUCCAUAUAUAGUAACACCCUAGAGAUCCCGGGCCCUAAGGAAGUUAGAUUAGCUUCAACCAGAGCAGGGCCUUUUCAACACUGGCCCCGGCCUGGUGGAACGCUCUGCCUCAUGAGACCAGGGCCCUGCAGGAUCUGAUUUCUUUCCGCAGGGCCUGUAAGACAGAGUUGUUCUGCCUGGCCUUUGGCUUGGAGCCAAUUUGAUUCCCUCCCCCUCUUUCUUUUUUCUUUUCCUUUCUCCUCCUGUGAUGAGGCUGCAUUUUAAUAUUUUAAUGUUUCAGUAUUUUAAUUGUUGUAUUUUAAUCUUGUUUUUAAGUUGUAUUCAUUCAGCUUGUUUUUAUUAUUGCUUAUUAGCCGCCCUGAGCCCAGCCUUGGCUGGGGAGGGCGGGGUAUAAACAAAAAAAAUUAGUAGUAGUAGUACCCUCCUCCGCCCCCUUAUAUAGUGCCAGGGCCCAAAGCAUAGAAAACAAGUCAUGGGAAGGGAUCGAACCAUAGAUCUUGUGACUUUAGGAUAGGUCAGAGGUAUCUCCUCUACAUUUUUAUAUUUAUUUUUUGCAUUGACAGUGGAACCUUAGGCACAAGCCGUAGGGGAGGAGUCAAUAAUACAGCAGCCCCAAAAUGGGGCAGAUAAACCAGAAAAUCCUCUUGUUUGCAGAUGGUAGAAUUCUUGUGACAAACCCACAAUCUUCUUUGCUAGCACAUCAGAGGGUAACGUCACAAUGUAAUUAAGGUUCAGGUGUUAAAAGUGCACUGUCCAAAGGUUGAGAUGCUGGCAGUACAUAUUUAAAGGGAGGUUCAGGAGGCCUUACCUGGAAGUAAGUCCCAUUUAAGUCUAUGGGGGCUGAGUAUUUAUUUCUAUUAUUAUUAUUAUUAUUAUUAUUUAUUCAAUUUACUGUCCUCUAUCAAAACAUCCCAGGGUGGUUUACUACAUUAAAAGCAUAUUUUACAGAGCAAAAUAAUAAAAACAUAAAGUAGACAUAGAACUGCAUUGUUAAUAUCACAUUUCUAAUACAAAUGGGAAGGAAUGGUAAAUACUUAGAAACAUUUUGGGGUUGUAAUUGCAUAGGGACUUGAUUAAACAUAUUAUAUUGAUGUGCUCAGUUUAAAUGGAUAUGACAGACUGGGGAAAGCCAAAUGUGUCAUAGUUGAUGAGGGUGUAACCAGGGAAAAUUAGUAUUUUGUCCAAAUUUAUAUAUUUAUUCCCUAAGCAGUAGUUAUAAUGAAUCAUUGAGUGACUGGCAGAAGCUAUUAGUGAGGGUGAAGAAAAGCUCAGGAUAUGAGUGCCACAUGUUUUAUAUCCUGAUGUCUUCCACAUAAAGGGGGGGGGGGAGGUUGUACAGGAGUAAGGCUCUAACAAAUUGUUCUCUAUAGAGUGAUGGGUUUUCUCUGGAAAAGAAGCACAAAAGUAGGUGCCAAGCAAUUCAAGCUAUGCUUACAUGGUCUAAGCCUUGACAAUCUGACUGAGGUAGCUAGUAUAAAAUUCUGGAAUCUUACCAGUUUCCACCUUUUUGGGAUAAGCCUAUUUUAGACCUGUUUGGCUUGUAGAUUCUUUAAAUUAUCGGGGGGAAAUAGUUGCAAGGUUUUAAAAAACUGAUGGACGGGCAUCUUUUAAAGAGGGAGGCCAAGAUUUAAUUAAAAUAUGUUGUCAGUAUAUACAACUACAUCACUUGGCUAAUGUCUGUAGAGCCUUACUGAGUUUGCAAACUUCUUGACAAACAAUUUGGCCAAUCGAAAAGAACUAUCUUGGUCAUAUAACCUGUUAGGGUCCCACCCCAUCCUAUGUAGUUUGAUUGUUUCAGGACAUAGAAACACAAAUUGAGGUGGAGGUAGAUAGUCUUCAGAUCCAAAGGUUUCUUCCUCAAACAACUUUAGGUAAAUCUUUUUUUUUUCAGGAUUAUAGCAAGGUGGUACAGUAUAUCCCAGGCAUAAUAUAAAUCAGUGUGUCAGACAACUACUGGUAGGAUUAGACAAAUCUUUGAUAGCUAUGUCCAAAGGCUAAAUGAUAUCAGGCAUGUAUAUUCCAAUGUAUUAAUGGGAUCACUAGCUGUUUUAUAUCAGUUGAACCACACAUUCUGUUAGGGUGUUCAGACACAAACUGUGGCAGAAAUUAGAAGGGAAUUGAAUUAUAUUGUUACUGAUUGCUGCCAAAAGUUAGCUAACUUAAAGAUAAAAGUGCAUAAGUUCACCUGCAAAAUGUGGGAGCUCUUAAUCACGAACAAGAGCUCAAUACAAAGGAACAACCAAUUGUUUGGGGGCUUUUUAGAAAAGUGCUUUCAGUUUCUUAACUGUGUUGAGUCCACCAAAACAGUGCACAAACAAUCAUUUUGCUUUAACUCAGUGACACUGAAGAAGGAAUGUUCAGGGUCUACAAUUUGUGAUUGGUUUUGGACCUCGGUUUGUACAUUAAAAAAUAUUUUCCUAAAUAUUUAAAGUAGCUACUGGCCUUUUUCGGUGAAUUUUAAGGAAAAGCUUCAAAAUAAGUAUGAUGAAAGCAAGUAAUGGAUUUCUGAUUUGAAGACUGUCUAUAGUUUGUAGUGCUGUAUAUGAACUAAGUUCACUUAUUCCUGAGUUAUCCCAUGAGCGUAGCCAUAACACCCAGCAUGUCUUAGCUUCACAAGGCCAUUGCAGAGCAGAAAAGAAGUUGCUGGCCAUGAAUUUGCACAACACUGGUGGAUGAAUAUUGCCAGUAGCUUAUCGCUAUGUUUUAUCAUUUAAAACAUUGUCCAUUGUGUGUUUGUGUAUGUGUCUUUGUCUUGUGGAUAACUUAAGUUAUUCACACAUGCAAGUCUUCCUAGCCACAGCAUGAAAUAUCAUAGAAUUGUAGUGAUGGAAGGGACCACAAGGGUCAUCUAGUCCAACCCCCUUCCCAGUGUGGGGCUCAAACCAAUGACCCUGAGAUUAAGAGUCUCAUCCUGUACCCACUGAGCCAUUCUGAUCAUUGCUGGAUCCUGCCAGCAGCCCAUCAAGCCUCUAAAAAAAAUAGCCUGUUGGAUGCUUCUGGAAGCUCAGAAGAGGGCAUGAAAACAAGUACUUUCCAGUACCAUCCCUCUGAGCACAAUAAUUCAAUUUAAUUAUUCUAGCUGAUAGCCACUGCUAGACCAUGAAUUAGUCUAAAUCUUUUAAAAAACACAAUCAAAGCUAGAGACCGUUGUCACACCAUGCAGGUAUGGAAUUUCCUUUUAGACCAGAGCAGGUUAAACACCAGUAUUUGAAACAAAGAAAUUUCAUAUUCAUAGUGUGUUUUAUCUUGCCUGAAAUGAAUUUCAGUAGUGAAGUGCAUUUUCUUGAGACUUUUCCUGGGAAAAUAUCCCUAUGCAAAUUACUCUAAUUUGCAUAACAUUUUUCAGUUUGCAUCGCAACAUUUUCUGAUACCCUAGAGAGUUAUCUAAUUAGCAUGUUUAUUUUUCUUUUAUUUAGUAAAUGAAACUAAAAACUUUGAAGCUGCCAAUUAUUGCCUAAUGUGUUGUACUGUAUUUGCAAUUGGCAUCCAUUCAUUAUUAUGAAUGAACAUAGGAAAUUAUUCCCCCCCCCCAACUACACUUCACUGAGUUUCACUUUAUUGGCUAUCAUUCAGGCCAUUCUCAAGAACUGAUUCAGCAUACCGAUUGCUACAUGCCUGAUGACAAUGCACUGCAAAACCAUGGAAGGCUUCACUUCAUAUCAAUGGCAGCGUGGGUGAUAAGAUAAAACCUGAUUCUAUGCUGCAAAUUCCUUGGAAUCAAACAGAAAUCCACCUGCACCACCUUCUGUUCUGGCCAGCCCAGGUAUAAGCAGAAACCAUUCCAGUUCAUUUCCUUCCAACCCUACAGCCAUUCCAGAAGUAUACUAUGGUUGAUGGUAUUGAAAGCUGCUUAGAGAUUGAGGAUCAACAUCAGGCUUCCUCAGCCUCGGCCCUCCAGAUGUUUUUUUGAGACUACAAUUCCCAGCAUCCCUGACCACUAGUCCUGCUAGCUAGGGAUCAUGGGAGUUGUAGGCCAAAAACAAGCCUAAUCAACAUGGAGACAUUUCCCCUAUUUCUCACCUGACAGCUAGGUCAUCCCACAGAGCAGCCAAAAUAGUUUCUUUGUCAAAGCCAGGCCUGAACCCCAACUGUAAUGGACCCAGAAAAUCAAAUUCAUCCAAGACUGCUGGGUCUGGUUGACAGCCACACACUCCAGCACUUUGCACAGGAAAGGGACAUUAGCUAGUCGUCUAUAUUUGUUAAAGUAUUCUAAGUCCAAGGAUUCUUUCUUCAAGAAUGGACACACUGCCACCUGUUCACCCUCUCUAGGUGAAAUUUAUUAUCUUCAGGACCUGACCACUCCCUUUGCUGCUAGAAGCAGUAAGCCAGGAAGGGCAAGGGGUCAAGCAAACUCAUAAUUGUGUACACCCAACCAAGUUACCUUGUCCACAUCCCCUACCAUCUGAAACUGGCCAUCAGGGCUAGACUAGACAGUACGCUGGGUAUUUCCACAGAUGGGCCAGCAACAGCUAAGUCGUGGUGGUUGCAAGUGUUUUUAUCCUUAAAAUGUUUUGCAAACAAGUAACGACAUACCACCAAGGCUUCUACUAUUUCAUCUAUAGAGCCAGAGUUUAAAAGGUCUUGAACCACUUGGAAAAACCCUGCUGGGUUACACUGAGGGGCAAUGGAGCUGGUGAAGAAUCACAACACCUUUUCCUUACCCUCGGUGGCUUAAUACUGAGUUUAUACUAGUGUUGGAUUGGAUUCUUCUUUAGCUUUCCUCCACUUGUGUUCUGGUUAUCUCCCAGCUUGUUUCAUUGCCCUCAGCUCAAGUAUGUACCAUGGAAAAUCCUUGGCUCUGUUAAGCAGGAGAGGAGGACACAUGGAACCAAUUGUGUUAAUUAUUCAGUUCAUUUUGGCAUUUCACAGAUCAGCCAGAAAUUUGGCAGGAGCAGCAGUCAUAGCCACAAAAGCACCCCCGCUCCCAAAAAACCUCCUUAGGAUCCAUUGGUCCCUGGGGUGGACCAUCCUAAUAGACCCCCAUACAUGCCCGCAAAUCUAAUUCGCAACAGGAGGGAGAAUUUGCAGCCCAAUAUAGGUAAGGGGAUGGUUAACAGAUUCCUGGUUCAAGUCUCAAAGGCUAGAUGUAAUUACAAGACUGCCAAAAGAAAUUGUGGACGUUAUUUCAGAGCCACUGUAAAUUUUGAGGAUUCAUGGUGAGCAGUUGAGGUGCCAGAAGGUUGGAGACAGACAAGUGCCCCGUCUUCAGAAAGUGAGGAACAAGCUAGGCUGGGAAACUGAAGAUCGGUCAGCUUGACAUUGUUACCGGGCAAAUUUCUGUUAUAGCUUAUUAAGUUUGUGAGCAUUGAUAAAAGAAUGCAUUGAUUCCUAGGAGCCAGCAUGGGUUUAUCAAGCAUAAGUCACGUCAGACCAACUUCAUCUCCUUUUUUGACAGUUACUAAUUUGGUAGACCAUGGAAACGUUCUGGGCAUAACAUUAUCAUUAUUUCAGCAAAGGAUUUAACAGAGUUUCCCGUGGUACGCUUGCUGACAAGAUGAUAAAAUGUGAGCUGGAUGAUACUACUGUUAGGUGGCUCCACAGCUGUACCCAACAAGUGCUUAUAAGCACGACUCUGUUCUUGCUUUUGUGCUGUUGAACAUUUUUAUAAAUGUCUAGGAUGAGGGCAUUGAGGGGAUGUUUAUCCCAUUUGCAGAUGACACAAAGCUUGGAAGGAUAACUGACACCAUAGAAGACAGAAUCAAGGGUCUUGACAGAUUGGAAUACUGGGCCAAAGCCAACCUUGUGAAAUUCAACAGAGACAAAUGUGUGAAGUCUUGCAUUUAGGGGCAAAAGUGGUGAGCUUGACAGCAGUGCAUGUGAAAAGGAUCUAGGUAUCUUAGUUGAUCGCAAAGUGAACAUGAGCUAGCAGUGUGAUGUGGCUGUUGUGAAAGCUAAUGCAUUUGUCAUAUGCAUUAACAGAAACCUAGCAUGGCUCUGCAUCCACUUUCAAUGAAGCUGAAUAUCAAACCAAAGGAGGCAGCUAUAGAGGUAUUUCAACCUCCUUCAAAGUGAAGCAGGCCUUAUCUGAAAUGGACCUAAGUACAGUGGACUGAUCCCAAAGCUUUGGUCCUGCUUUGGGGUUUUGUAGGGUGUAAAAGCAGCUGUCAACAGGGUGGAUAAAAAUCAAUUAUUUUAAAAAAUGGAUUUUUUUAUUUUAAAAAAUGGAUUUUUUUUAUUUAAAUUGGAUUUUUAAAAUAAAAUGCUUUUGGAGGGAAAAUAUUUCUAAAGAUAUUUUUCUAUUUACGUUACAUUACACUGGUCAACAACAAAUUUGUUGUCUGCGUUUUUUCAGUUGAUUUAGGACGAAUCUGAUGCGCUGAAUCAAAAAACCACAUUGGUUUUGCUCAAUCAGGUCAAGUUUUUGAGCUAUGGCCACAUGUCUUUUUUUACGUUUUUGUUCACAUGUACGCUUGUGUGGAGCAUUUUAGAAGAAGUUGGUGGGGUAAAAUGCCAUGUCAAAUAAUUGUUUUGAUUGGAAAUGAUUAUUUUAAUGACAAGAAGUAUUCAGGUCCGAUAGUUCUGGGUGAUUAUGUCGAAAAGGGAUCAGUUUGAAGUCAUAAAACCUCAAAAUCUUCCAUAAAUUGGUGCGGCAAAGCAUAAAGUUGGGGGUUCAAAACUAAGUUAAUGGGGCAGCCGCCCCACGAAGUAUCCUGAUCUUCAAUCAGCACGUUGUCCUGUAGCUCAUUGUAAUGAAAUUCCAGUGCCUAUCUUCGGAGAACUUCCUGACAUUAGUGACAAAGAUGCCUCCAGUGUUGAAGGACAUGAAGAAGAAGAAGUGGUUCUUGAAGAUGAUGCUCCACAUCCAUUUUCCCAAAAGGAGUAGAAUGAUCUAGUUCGCGACCUCAGCUUGUCAAAGGACUCUGCCGAACUGUUGGCAUCCAGAUUGAAGGGAAAAAACCUCUUCUCUGACAGUGCUCACAUCAGCUUCUUCUGCAACAGGCAUCAAGAGUACCUCCGUUUUUUCUCGGAAGAGAAGGACUUGGUGUACUGUGCAGAUAUUGCACAGCUUCUGCUCAAGCUUGGAGUGCCACAGUACGAACCCAAAGAUUGGAGACUGUUCAUUGACAGCAGCAAGUGAUCACUGAAAUGUGUUCUGCUACACAACAGCAACCAGUUUGCCUCUAUACCCCUGGCUCACUUGAGUACACUGAAGGAGAACUAUGAAGGGGUGAAGUAUGUGCUGAAGAAAAUUGGUUAUGAUCAGCAUAAGUGGUUUAUUUGGGUUGACCUGAAGAUGGUGAACUUUUUGUUGGGACAACAGUCUGGCUUCACCAAGUACCCAUGUUUUCUGUGCAUGUGGGAUAGUAGGGACCGUGCUCAGCAUUACACGAAGAAGGACUGGCCUGUGCGGGAGGAAUUGGUGCCUUGCAAAGAAAGGAACGUCAUCAGCGACCCUCUGGUGGACAGAGACAGAAUACUCUUCCCACCGUUGCACAUCAAGCUCGGCUUAAUCAAGCAGUUCACCAAGGCUCUGGACAAGGAUGGUGACUGCUUCACUUACUUGUGCCAGGUUUUUCCAGGAUUGACCAUGGAGAAGUUGAAAGCUGGCAUCUUUGACGGUCCUCGGAUCCGUCAGCUCAUCAGAGAUCCAGAAUUCGGAAACUCAAUAAACGAAGUGGAACUGGAAGCGUGGAAGGCAUUUGUUCUAGUAGUGAAGAACUUUCUUGGCAACAAUACGGCCAGAAACUAUGCAGAACUUGUCAACAACAUGCUGACUGCUUUCAGAAACCUGGGCUGCAACAUGAGCGUCAAGAUGCACUACCUAUUUUCACAUAUGGACGGGUUUCCUGAGAACCUGGGUUCAAUGAGUGAUGAGCAGGGGGAGAGAUUUCAUCAGGACAUGAAAGAGAUGGAGACCAGGUAUCAGGGUCUCUGGGACACAGUCAUGAUGGCUGACUACUAUUGGACUCUGAAGAGAGACCUCCCUACCGCUGAGCAUUCCUGGAGUUCCAAGAAAUGGAAGUUCAAGCCCUGAAGUUUGAAAAAUGGUGAAGCAACAUGCAAUUUACAUGUACUUACCUUUAUCAAUGCCCACCAUUCAGUUUACAGUAAACCUGACCUGAUGGAGAGAAACGGAUGCCAUUUCCUGAUUCAGCAGUGCAAAAAUACCCUAAAUCAGUUGUAGAAAUCUAGACAACAUUCAAAAAGUAAAAAAUUGUUGCCCAGUGUUAUAGUCCGAAGGCUAUUCAUUAGGAAAUAAGGAUUUGUUUUAAGUUUUCCAUGUGUUCUAAAACUCAGUCUAAGUUUGUGGUUUUUUAAAAUCAUUUAACCACAUCAGUUAACAAACAUGGAAACAUAUGAUAUAAUGUUACUGUUUCAGUUAAAUAAAUUGUUUAAAUUGUUAUUAAGGAAAUGAUUAUUUUUCUCCUUCCAAUAAAGUACAGCAGAAAAGUUGUCCAAAUAUAAACAGUUAACAUUAAACCUCACAAUAAUUUCAUAAUUAUUUGUCUAUGUAUUUCUAAUAGUAUAACCAAAUCAGUAAUUUUUGAUAUAACUGUAAAAACUACGCUGAAAAUUUAUUAUUCCAAAAAUGAAACUUUCAUCUGGUUGUAAAAAUUAAGAUUAUACCAGCAAGAAUGACUCUUUCUGUAAAAAAAAAAGAAAAAAGAUUUAGAUAAAGUCUUACUGACUAGUGAUUUAAAUCAUGAUUUAAAUCGAUUUGAUUUAAAUCAAAUCCACCCUGGCUGUCAACCAGUGAAUGUGUCCCCGUCUCCCCAAAGCAGUCCCUGCUCUUGAUCACAAAGUUGCCCACUAAGACCAUAACAUUUCUUUCCUUGGUAGUAACAACCAAUUUGGACCCCUGUCGCAUCAGGUUAUAUGUGAAAUUAAUUUUUUUUUGCCCUAGUUUGCAUUACUUUGUAAACUUGCAUUGGAUUCAAGCUGCCAUUUUGUUGCUCAUUCACCCAGCUUGGAAGAUUGUUGUGGUGUUCUUCUCAAUGGCUGCUGGGCUUUUGAUCAUCCUGAAUAAUUUGGUAUCAGUAAAGUUCUUAUUGCCCACCCCUGACACCAAUUCAUUUAUUAAAGUUGGAUGGCACGUGCUCCAACACAGGGCUUUGGGGGAAAAGAUGGCUUGUUUCCAUGAAUGUAAAAACUGACCAUUGUCGUCUUUGCUUCUAAUAAGCAUUUGAUUUUUUUUGCCUAUAGAGCCAAAACUGUAGUACCCAGUGAGUGGUGUCCCGAGACUCAGGGUAACCCCAAGAUAUGCAGAAUAUCUGGAGGGAGGGCAGAAACCACAAUGGGGGAGACACACACACCACCCUCCAAAACAGCCUGUAAUAACUCAGAGUCACAGAAGGCUAAGAGGGGGAAACUGCUAGCAGGCUGGGCGUAGGGAAUGGAGCAGUGCAGCUGGGGCAGGAGGACAGGAACAUAGAUAGAUACAAAGGGAAUAAAUAAAUAAGUGUCUGGAUAGGUCCCUUCCAGGUUCACACAGAGAAGCUAUUUUUGAGGAGAGCUGCCCAUAUACAUCAGUGGAGAAAUCCAAGAUUGUAAAGUAGCUGGGAUUGAUUGAAUGUGUCCAACAGCACACACAUGCUCGGGGGCGGGGGGAGUUCUUACUGUUUCCAAAUUCUUGGUGUGAAACAUGCUUUAAAAAUACUGUAUUUUUUGCUCUAUAAGACUCACUUUUUCCCUCCUAAAAAGUAAGGGGAAAUUUGUGUGCGUCUUAUGGAGCGAAUGCAGGCUGUGCAGCUAUCCCAGAAGCCAGAAGAGCAAGAGGGAUUGCUGCUUUCGCUGCGCAGCGAUCGCUCUUGCUCUUCUGGCUUCUGAGAUUCAGAAUAUUUUUUUCUUGUUUUCCUCCUCCAAAAACUAGGUGCGUCUUGUGGUCUGGUGCGUCUUAUAGAGCGAAAAAUACGGUGCCCACUAAUGCCAAUGCAGAAUUCAAAGGAGAUGCAAUCCAUUGCCCCCAAAUUGCAAGGGCUGUUGCUAGAAGAGAGUGGCUCGUGAUAGACCUGCAGUGUGGCUCACACUGAAUACUGCAGCUCAGGCUACAAGUGGUUUGCAGCAGUGCUGCAGUGUUGUCCAGACGUUAUUAAACCCCUUAUUGAAGUUUGGGCUGAAGCUGAAAUAGUAAUUUAAAGCUGUGCUGCAGUGUUAUCCAUUGCCUUUCCCCCCACGUUGCAGGUUAGGGUUGGAGAGCAGGACCCAAAAACCCUGCAGUGUAGCUCACGGUUAUACACCUAUCAAGGGAUGGAGAACUGUGCUGAGGCAGGGUAGCUUAUAGCAGCUCUCUACACUAUAUUCAUUGUUAAUACGCUACGGCAUUUUGUUGUGAGGUCCUGCUUCUAUGUACUAAUACCAAACUGUCCCCUUGAUGCUGGUCCUUAUGUAAGCAAAAUCCACACACAAGGGGAAAGGUUUCAGCAGGUUCAGGGGAACCCGAAUUUUGCUGAAGGACUGAAAAAAAAAUUAGGAAGAAGAAAUCAUGGGGAAGCCCCUGGCAAGGAGCCCAAUGAAGACUCAGCAUUCACAGCAGCCAUGAAAAGCUGAUUGAUUGUUGUGGGCUGGGGGGGAGAUAAUAAUAAGAAUACUCCUUAUUAAUGAUUGCUCUUUUUUCUCUUCUGAGAGGAGGAAUAAUAGGAAGGGGCGUUAUUCCUUUUGUUUGUUACUAUGUUAUGUAUUUUUUCUGUUUUUAUAUUGUAGACUGCCUUAUGACCCUCAGAUGAAGGGUGGUAUGGAAAUUUAUUAAAUAUAAACAAGCAGGACAGCUUCCGCUAAAUUCAUGUAGUUUGUCUGCUUUGACUGUAUAGGUAUAUUUAUAUCUCCCAUUUCUCCCAUCAUGGGACUCAAUGUGAUGGGUGUAUGUAGAAUUCCCGGGUGGUCUUUUAUUCAGGCAUUACCAGAAUGAUGCAGCCUCAUUGAUUUUAAGUUGUCAAUUAGUUCUUCUUUUCCUUUCCUUUCUUGUCAAUUAGUUCUGAAGCUCAUCCUUUAUCACCUCUGUUUGAGAAGAUUCACUGCUUCUGACCAGUGACUCAGGUGUGAGAAUCUGUCCCAAUAUUUUCUGCAGUGAAUUCACUUCAUUUCUUUGUCCUCCUUCAGUAAUAGUUUGGUUCCUUUGUCACUUAAUGUUCCUUUUCACUCUUGCUAGCCUCCUUCUCAGUUAUUUUAAGAAAAGUUUAUUAUCUGUUCUUACCAGCUUUAUAACAACUUGCACAAAUUCCUCCUGUGCCUUAUCGGUUUAUAUUGGUUUUUCCAGAAUCUCUGCUUUUCUUUUUAAAUUCCCAUUUGGACAAGACUUCUGCAUUUUUAAAGGAAGCAUUCUGGCCUUUAAAGACAAAAGUUUCCCUCGUGGUGCUAUUGAAACAUGUUGGUAUCGUCUUAGACUUGGCUAUAUAAUCAACUCCUAAGAUAAUGUUUUAGACAACCUCUAGAUUUUCUGAACAUGUUUUACCCUUUUGACUCCGCCUUUUAGUUUCCUUAUUUUAAAUCUCCUUGCAUUUUUGAAAUCAUAUUUUUUGAAACUAAUUUUGAUGGUUUUCGACUUCCCUGGCAAUUAUUUGAGCAUGUUUCUCUUGAACUUGAUAAUGUCUCAGUCUGUUCAACUAAGAGAUAUAGCAGCAAAUGUAACAUUGCCAUUUUAUGGAACGGGUAUGUAGGAAAAGCAUUGGAAUGUACAGUACAUCUUCCCUUUUGUACCCGCCUGCUUCAGCUGAGGGUACCACAUGCCACGUAGCCUGACAUCUAGAGAUUUUUUCAACUGGGUUUGCAUGGUGAAGGGGAGGAUAAGAGCAGCUGCAUUGAUGAUGGAUCAGAACACAUUUGAAUCCAGCAUGUUUGUAUCUUUUGAGCUAUCUCAAAAUGACUUGUCUCCAAAGCUGAGCCCCUUAGAUGUGGAUGAAGGACUUUUGCACGCCACAAAUACACAUGGACAACUUGUGACACAGUUGUAACUUGUGUUGCUUUCAUAUUAAGGGCAGCUUGGAGCUUUAUGGAAUUUUUAAAGUGUGUGAUUUAUUUCUGCCUCUGCUUUUUGGUUUUAUAUAAUUCUUUGAUAAUACCUUCAAUAUAUAUAUAUAUGAAUAAGGGUUGACUCUCACAUUGCCUGGUUACCUGUGGGCUGCAAGCCAUGUGUAAUCCUUAACCAGGUUUCUUGUGACCCUGAUUCAUGCCUCAUGCAGAGAUGGUAUGGCAUCAACUAAGUUUUACUCAGUGUAGAACCAUUUAAACAAAUGAACGUGGCUAAUUACAGUGGUGCCCCGCAAGACGAAUGCCUCGCAAGACGGAAAACCCGCUAGACGAAAGGGUUUUCUGUUUUGGAGGUGCUUCGCAAAACGAAUUUCCUAUGUGCUUGCUUCGCAAGACGAAAAUGUCUUGCGAGUUCCUGCGGGGUUUUUUUCCUCCCCCCCCCCUUUUCCCAAGCCGCUAAACCGCUUAUCAGCUGAUGGCUAAACCGCUUAUCAGCUGAUCGUUAAGCCGCUUAACAGCUGAUCGUUAAGCCGCUUAUCAGCUGAUCUUUAAGCCGCUUAACAGCUGAUCGCUAAGCCGCUUAUCAGCUGAUCCGCUAAGCCGCUAAUACUGUAGCGCUAAUCCGCUAAACCGCUAAUGGGCUUGCUUCGCAAGACGAAAAAACCCGCAAGACGAAGAGACUCGCGGAAUGGAUUCUUUUCGUCUUGCGAGGUACCACUGUAAUUUAACUGGGUCUACUCUGAGUAAAAGAGUACCCAGAGUGUGUGGGGGAGAGGAGUGGGGUGGCACAGAGAAAGGAUAAAGUAUUUAGUCCUGAAGUGCUGCAAGCUCUGCCCUCUUCCCAUGAGUCAAAAGCCCUUCAUUGGAAAAAGAGUCCCCAUAGUGUUGCACACACUAUUGAGGUUGUUUAGGUCUACAGAAAGCAAACCAUGUGGCUGAUCUAAAUGGGUGGUAUGCUUUUUUUCCCUUGUAACCCAAAGUUCACACACAUACCUUGUGUGUUCCGUUCCCUUGAUGCCACAAACUGUGUGUGUGUGGAUGAAUAUUGCAACAGUGAGAAUAUUUAGCUCUCAUUUGAAACUGGCGUCUGCUUCUCCUGGAAAUGAAAUUUCCCCCUUGCUGCCUGCAGAGCAUGUUCCUCUGAGAAUGGAAUGAUGCAUUGCAGUGCGCAUUGGGGCAGGCAGGGGUGGAGUCGAAAAGAGAUGAUUGCCAGGAAAGGCAAGAUCUGCCUCCUUCCUUUGCAGCUGAUUGACUGCUCUCCAUGUCUGGGUCACACUGCUCUGUGAGUGGUGGUAGGAGUGACUUACAAGAACGCUCUAUAAAUGAAAUUCAUGAUGUGGGAAAAGCCUGUUAAUCUACCAUCUUAAUCACAAUAACAUGAUCUCAGUUUAACUUAAUUCCAUUUACAUGUCUCAUGUUUGCUCAUAACUGGGUGUAAAAAUAAUUUCAAUCAGGGUUAUUAAAUCAGUGGGACCAGAAGUACUGGACUUAAGUGACUACACAAAUUAGGGCAAAUAUGAGCUAAAAUACUGCACAGAAUUUUUGCUGUCUUGUUUGUUAUUUGGGGAUAAGUUCUAUAUCAGUAGAGCAAAGACUUUCUGCUGAAGCCACGUGGACUUCAAGGGGAGCCAGAACUGACACUUAAUCUGACAUCUAUAUUCACUCUUACUCCUACAAAAGCUAUAAAGUUGUUUUUCUCCACUGCUUGCUACCUUCAAACGCUUGGAAGCACUUGCAUAGGAACAAACACUUUUUCCAACCUUCCCUCUACAUACUUAUUCAAAUAAAUGUUGCAGGAAGAAUAUUAAAUUUUUGCCUCUUUGAGGUUACUCUGGCCAGGAAUUAGGAAAUUCCCUAAAAACACUGUUGGGGUACUUAAGGGGGCUUAAUAAAGAGUUCCGCAGAAGAACCCAAGUGCAGAUCUUCUGCCUUUAUCCCUGUAUGUUUGACACCACACUUCGAGAGUAUAUCUUCAUCAGAAUUAUUAUUUUAAUCUGCUGUUCGUCUUAGCCAAGUGAACUUGCUGGGCUAGGGGUAGAGUUACUCUCUUGAUACCUGCCUUUAACAUGUUAUACCUCUUGUAGGGUUGGAAAGAAAUCUAUGGGCAUUGCUAAAGUCAAUAAAAAAUUCAAUUGAACAAAAGAACAGAACAGAAAAUGCUCCUUUGACCCAUAUUUUCUUUCUAAUUACAUUGCUGUUUAGAAAUCAUGACAACUUCAGGAAAAGAGAACUUCCGACUGAAGAGCUAUAAAAACAAGUCUCUGAAUCCUGAUGAAAUGCGCCGCCGGCGGGAGGAAGAGGGCCUCCAGCUACGGAAGCAGAAACGAGAGGAGCAGGUACGCUCCUCCAUAGGCAAUGAAAAUGAGAAAUCCCAUAUUCAAUUGCAGGAUCUCUUGGCUUGGGUGUUACCCAACUUUGGAUGGGCGGGGGAGUAGGGCAUACCAUUUUAGAGCGUGAAACAUAAUUUUUGCAAAUUUACUUUUGCAAAUUUAUUCAGUGAGGGGUCUUAAAAAUACGUUUUUGUGUGUGAGGAAUUCAAACCUGCUGUUAUUUUUGUGAUUGGACAACAUUUAGCUUGAUAAACCUACGUUUGAAUAAAAAGCACAUGUUUCCCUGGAUAAAACAUACCCUACUAAGCAUACAGCAUUACUUUGUAAUCAUAAAACAACAAUAGAAAGUAAUGACAUCAAUUAAUAAUAAAUUUAAACAGCAAGUUUCAUCAAGUCUUGCUUUGAUUCAUUCUUGGACACCAGCCACCAACUUGCUUCUGCCUCUGAUGUAGCCUUCAGGAUUCUCAUGUUUAUACUCCCUGCCUCCUGCCUCUGUGCCUUGUUUCACACAUUUCUGUAUAGACGGAGCAUGGCAAGGCCACUGUGGAACCUGCAUGGGUUCAUUGAUGAACUGACUGAUUCUGCUGUAGUAAGACUAUUCCAAAGGAGUCUACCCUGUCAGACCAGUCUAGCAGCUCCAACAGAGACGAAACACAGAGGCUGAUGGAAGCUGUCUUCCUUGGAUGUACAUAAAGAUCUCCCAGUGUGUCAUCAUCUCCGCUCCUCAAGUCAGCGAUAUUUUGGGCGCCAGCUCUCCUUUGCUCACUAUUAUCUGAGCACAAGAGUGUCUAGACUAUUAUUUCUCUGAAUUCAUACCAUGCUGAACGCUGUGUGGUUGGCAAAACAGCAUCUACUACAGCCUUAUUUUGCAACCUAACUCGCCACAGCUGAAAGAAGGUGAUGUGUGGACCUUCCCCACAAGAGUGUUUUACUUUGAUGUUGUGUGGUGUAGUGUGUCAGAUUAGGACAUGGGAGACCAGGAAUUCACUGAUCUGUGGCCCCACUUUAUGAUUUCUAUAUAGUGUUUAAUAAAUCAUUAUCUUUGGUUAUAUUCUCUCAGUGUAUAAACAGUGUUAGUUGUAACUCUGUAAUUUCUCUGCAUAUCUCUCUCCAGUUGUUUAAACGCAGAAAUGUUGCUACAGCUGAUGAAGAAGCGGAAGAGGAAGUUAUGUCAGAUGGCGGCUUCCAUGAAACCCAAAUGAAUAACAUGGAAAUGACUUCUGUAAGUGGAGCAAAGACUUGACAACUCCAUUCAGUUUGCUUUUCCAAUAGUGCCAACUGUGAUUUCUAAGGCUGCAAUCUCAAAAAACACUUCUCUGGAAAGUGGUUCAUCUACGAUCACUUGGACAUGCCUAACUUGUGUAUAUUUUGCAGCGGUUGCUACACUCUGCCACUGAAAGUGCCCUGUAAAAGACUUGUUAAGGGAGCAAUCUAGACUUUGCCCCUGCCUGUGGGACUUUACAGAGCACUGGGGCCAUUGCCACAUACACAGCCUUGUUGCUCAUGAGGGCCAGGGUAGAAAGUGAAUCUUGUGCAGUUUUCAGGCCCAGGUUGGGCACCACGCCAUCACAUGAUGGCAUUGGAACCAGCUUAGGAUCCAAUGUUUCAGGGCUCUCUGUUCACCCCUGUUGGCAGGGAUCCUGCCAGUUUCCUCCUGGCAUAUUUGGCAGGCAGAAGCAGGAGGUCAGCACUGGUGACUCUUGGGAGGCCAGCUUAGCCAGGAAAGCUGGGCUGACAGUCACUUCCACUCAUUCUAGCCCCUGGUCUGGAGUAAGGGGUAUUUGAAUUGUUCAGCCCGUCCAGUAACAAAUGGUGCUAUCUUAAUUAUAUACCUCUUUUCCACUUCCUUCAAGCAGUUUGCAGACCAGUAGGUAUGAAAAAAAAGUCAGUUCUUAGGGCUUUUUAGUGCCAGCCAGACUCAGUUUCUUACUUUGCAAUGUGAAUACAUAGAUACCUUUGAUAAAUUUGGAACUGGGCUAGGUAUAUGACAUAAUUAGGGAUUACAAAGGUGGUUUUUGUUAAAUAGCUGAUGUGGGGGGGAUCAAAUCAGGACCUCGCCAUGGGGGGAGCUGCUUUAACCUUUUGCCACUGCCACACUAUCUCCUGCUCCUAUUUUCAGUGGUAGUUUUGAGAAGGAACUUUUCUGGCUGGGUUUUAGACAGGAAAUUACCGGUAUAUUUUAGAUACUCUUACUCCCUUCUGCAUUUGCACUUGCAGUUGCCUUCAUUGCAUUUCUUCUUUAUAGUAACACAUUGAGAAGUAUUUGCCCUUAAAUUUGAGGCAAAAGUAACAAUAUUUUUCCUUUGUCACUGCAGAGUGCAGUGAUCACAUCUGAUAUGACUGAGAUGAUUUUCUCCAAUAGUCCAGAACAGCAGCUCUCAGCUACCCAGAAAUUCCGAAAACUACUCUCAAAAGGUGAGUGCUAGAGGUAGUUAUGAAAAAGCUCAGCUUCUGUUCCUGUUUGUAUCCCAAUAUACAUGAUUGCCACUAACUUUUCUGUAACCCCCUGAAUCCCCUGUUGGUGCUUUCCUCACCAGUUCCAUUCACAACCAGCCAAUGCCCCCCAAGCGCUGGGGUCAGGGGGACGAGUGGAUCCAGGGCAUGGUUGGGAGAUCUGGAACCGCUUUGACUAUUGGCAGUUGGCUAUUUUAUUCUGUGUUGUUGUUGUUUACCUGCUUGUUUUAUGUACCCUUUUGUGUUAUAUGUCAUAUUUCGUCUUGUUCAUUGUUUGGGCAUCACUGUGCGCAAAGGUGGAAUAGGUGGGGUUAUAUACAAAUAAUCAACCCACCACUGCCUUCCUGCUGACUUCAGCAUGGAGACUGCAGCCACUGAGCAGCUGCCCUCCUCUCCCUGUGCAGUCUUGGAUCCAGGAUGUUAUUAGAAGAGGGAUGUUAUGGUGGAGCCACUCAAAACUGAUGUUAGACAGGCAGUGCCUGUGCUACAACCUCAUUCCCCAGUUCUCCUUUGUUAUGUAAGGGUUUUAGGGAUAGAGGUGCUUCUAAUCUUGUCAUUAGGCAGCAGGUGGCGCUGUGGUUUCACUGAGCCCAUUGGGCUUGCCAAUCAGAAGGUCGGUGGUUCGAAUCCCCGCAACGGGGUGAGCUCCCAUUGCUCCGUCCCAGCUCCUGCCAACCUAGCAGUUUGAAAACAUGCCAGUGCAAGUAAAUAAAUAGGUACUGCUUCGACGGGAAGGUAAACGGCGUUUCCGUGUGCUCUGGUUUCCGUCACGGUGUUCCAUUGUGCCAGAAGCAGUUUCGUCAUGACCCGGGAAGCUGUCUGUGGACAAAGGCUGGCUCCCUCGGCCUGAAAGCAAGAUGAGCGCCACAACCCCAUAGUCGCCUUUGACUGGACUUAACCGUCCAGGGGUUCUUUACCUUUACCUAAUCUUGUCAUUAAACUUUGGGACCUGUGGCUUUGGAACUCUUAAGUGGGGCAGCAGUUCUUAUGGGACAGGUCAUAGGGUAUCAGUUAAAUUAAUAAAACAAUAAAUGGCUGUUACCUGUUUCUAAAUGGGAAAUGUCACAUUGUAGGCAUGAAAGACCCAAGUAUAAGAAUGGAGGGUGUAGAAGAUUGCAUGUAAAGUAAUAAACUGAAUGCCUUGGACAACUGAUAUUAUCUGUUUCUUGUGUAAGCACAUAGCUUCACUUAAAAGGGUGGAAAAACCUACUCUGGUAUCUUUGUGCUUUCAAUAGAACCGAAUCCUCCUAUAGAUGAGGUCAUCAGUACACCAGGAGUGGUGCCCAGGUUUGUAGAGUUCCUCAAACGGAAAGAAAACUGCACUUUACAGGUAUGUGUGUUCUGUUCCUCAAUUUUAUAGAAUAGACUUUGAUAAUUAAAGGGAAAAAAAGAGGUGGUAUUUUCUUAAGUAAAGGCCUGUGGGCUCUUGCAAUAAAUGCUGUCUAUCCUAAAGGACUCAUUCGAUUUGGAGUUAAUUAGAAAAUAUCCUUGAAAUUCCAUCGAGGAGAAGAUGGCCUGCUAUAGACUUAUCUUCAGCCUUUAUAGGUCAGAGUGCCAGCAGUGCCUCCUUCCAUGAUAUUUUUUGACUGUAAGAAGGUCAAGAAAGUCAAUUCACUCCUUCUCCCAACUCCUGGUUUUCCAUUUCUCUUUUCCGGUGGACACUCCUGGGGCUCCUGCAGGCCACUGAGCAUCCCCUGCCCUCACUGGGCUGCAUUUUGUUUGUUUUUAGGGGGGUGCUCUCUUUGGGCUCCGUUGUCUCAGAGUUGACCAUUGGAGUGAACAAGUGGGAAUAAUAACAUCUGCUCAGGGACCUGUUUCCUCUGUGCAAGACUUUUUGCUUCCCCCACAAAAAAAUCCAACAUUCUUUGGCUACUGGCCACACUCUGCCUUCAUUGGGUUGUUACACAUUGGGGUUUUUUGCCCUAGGUUUGUAUUUUUUAAAAGAGCUUUUUGUACGUCUGUGAACUUCAGGAGUUUCCCGGUCUGUGCUAAUACCUCCCUCUCGUUUCUGAGUGGAUCCAGUUUGCCCCAUUUCUGUUGGCACUCUCUACCUUGAGGUCACAGUUAGAGGGAGUGGUGAUGAUAUUACAAAUGGCUGAGAGUGACUUGCCUAAGGCUUAAACAGUGAGCUCAUGAAAGAGGCAAGAAUCAAAUUCCAGGUCUCUCUUAGCCAUCAUUUUACAUCAGUUUGAGUUGCCUUUAUAAAAUGUGCCCAGUGAAAGUAAAUUUAAGUGUCUUCAAGGUUAGCUGUCGUGUUUCUUUGCAUUUAGUUAACUUAAAAAAAAAAAAAGUCCAGGGAAUUUAUUUAUUUUUUAUGUUGAAGCAAUUUGGGAUAUGAUCCCUUCAAAUUAUGUCCCAACAAAGCUCUUCAGUUUGUGAUAUCAGGAGAAAAAUAGGUACACAUUUGACUCUGCUGUUACCUAUACACCCUGUAUUAAGAACAUAGGCCACUAGUCCAGCAUUCUGUUCUCACAGUAGCCUUCCUGUUAGAGGCAUACACUUUUCUUCUGCACACACUUUUUAAUGAAUGCCAAUUGCAGCAUAUCUGUCUGAUAAUGCAAUAUUAUUUGCAGAAUUGUGUAUUACAUAGAAAGCAGAUGAGCAGGGUGUUAGUGGGAGAAAAGCUGAUUAAAGUGUCUGCUAGAUGGCUUGUGCUUGUUGCCACCUCUGACCAAGCGCAUGGCAUGGCAACUACCCCAAGUUAGUGUAGAUUUCUGGUUCAAGCAUCGUGUCGUAGACAAACCGCUGCUGAAGAAUGGCUUCCUCUCUCUCUCCUGUUCCAGUUUGAAGCUGCCUGGGUGCUGACUAACAUUGCCUCCGGAAAUUCCCUUCAGACUCGGAUUGUGAUCCAAGCAGGAGCUGUUCCUAUCUUCAUAGAGCUACUCAGCUCAGAAUUUGAAGAUGUGCAAGAACAGGUUAGUGUCUCAAAAGGCAAGAUAGCAUAGAGGCUGCUGGGUACACGCCACUGAGUUUCCUCCUGUUCUUAGUUUCAAGUCCUCCAGCUGCUGAUGCUCAUCUGGUUUAAAAAGAUGGCAAACAAAAGUCUUACUCAUGAGAUGCAGAACCUUUGGCCCAUGGACUUAAUCCGGGCAACAGGGAUGAGUUCUUUUCCUCCUCUUCAGAAAAUGCUGGGUGUAUUCUGAGUUUUUCCACGUGCACUGCAAUCAGGAAGAAGAUUGCUUGCCACUUUCCAGCUGAUCUGUGUUUGCGUGCUCAUCCUUCUGAUCACAGCGCAGCAGGAGGGGAGGUGUAAACCUCUCUGCCUAGAGCAACGUCUUGGGGAGUUCAGAUCAGCCCUCCUGGCUGAUCAGCGUGGAUCAGGGGAGGCGUAUGGAGGGCCUGGCUUUCAUCCCUGUGGAGCAUGCGGAGUGGAGAAGUUUUAAGCAUUGCUGUGAUUGGGGUUAAAAUAAUGCCUCCACUCCUUAACUGAUUUGCAUUGAUCCCAAGGGAAGGGGGAGCUGAGCAGAAGGCAGUGUGUUGGUAUUACGGGAGUAAUUUUUUGUGGGUCCACUCUUCUGAUUCUAGUAUAUAAAUGUUUAAAUACAUAAAUAAGGGGAAACAGUAACUCUUUAGAACCUCAAUGAUUCCUAUUGCCUCAUGUUCAAACAACUCAACUUAUCUAGCAAGCUGUGACUUGGCUCAAUACUGAUAGGUGGGAGCAGUCAGGCUGGCUCAUAUAUGAAUAUGACGUUAAGACAAUUAUUGGUGCUGAGAUACAGGACAAGGGAGGGUUGCACUCUCAGAAAAGUUGAUCUAACAGUAUCCUGUCUUCUUUCUCAGGCUGUUUGGGCCCUCGGCAAUAUUGCAGGGGACAGUACUAUGUGUAGAGAUUACGUGCUGGACUGCAACAUCUUACCCCCUCUAUUGCAGUAAGUUUUCUAGAUGGUGUUCAGGUUUAUUUGCCAGCAGUGUCCAGUAGAACAACCCUGACUGGAGUGGUUUUUUGUGUGUGUCUGUGUGCAUGUGCUCAUACAGAUGAGCACUGCUGCAUUAGCGCAGAAGAAUUUGGUGUAAUGUGCAAACUAUUAGAGACACUUAUUGUCUGACUCUACCUAGAUAACUUUGUAGUUGAUAUUUAUUGCUUUAAUGUAGUCUGUUGGGAAGGAUGCAUAGAGAGGAGAAAAUAUUUCAUCAUUUGGCCAGCCCUACAAGCAAAAGGUAAGCUUAGGCUGGAAUCCUAAUUCCACUAACAUAGGAGUAAGCCCAACUGAAUUUUAGGGACUUACUUCUGAGUAAACAUAGUUAGGAUUGUGCGCAUAGGGGGUGUCCCUAUACUUGCCCCCCCCCCAUGUCAUUCUGUGAAAGCAUGACAUUUCCUCCUGAACUUCUUGGGAAUAAAAAAUACAGUAGUACCUCGGUUUUUGAACAUAAUCCGUUCCGGAAGACCGUUUGAGUUUCAAAAAGUUCGAAAACUCAAAACAGAAAUCUCAGUACGGAAAACUCAAUACGGAAGCUGCGUUUCCAGUUCGACUUUCGAGGCACGUUCGAAAACUGAAGCAUUUACUUCUGAGGUUUACAGCACUCGAAUUCCGAAAGAUUUGUCAGCGGAGACAUUCGAAAACCGAGGUACCACUGUAACUAUGGGAAUUUAACAGGGUUUUCUUUUAUAAGCAUGAUUUCAAGUUAGAAAGCAGAUACCUGGUAGUUUGUGUUCAGUGUCCUCUUCUUCUCGUAAGCUUUCUGUUGCAAUACUUUUUUCUCUUUUUUUUGUAUUUUCAGAUUGCUUUCCAAACAGAAUCGUCUCACCAUGACUCGGAAUGCUGUGUGGGCACUCUCUAAUCUUUGCAGAGGAAAGAAUCCUCCCCCGGACUUUGCUAAGGUAGGAAAUAAAGUCUGAAAAGCGUUGCCUUUUGUGGAUAAGAAAAGGAGUUCACAACAUUCCUUUCUGGAGCAGCCUUCUUAAAUAUCUGGAGGCUUUUAAGGAAACAAAGUUCUCAUCAAGCCGCUCUGAGCCCGGCCUUGGCUGGGGAGGGCGGGGUAUAAAUAAAAAAUAUUAUUAUUAUUAUUAUUAUUAUUAUUAUUUAUUAUCUCUUUAAAAAAAAUUGUUUGCUGUCAUGUAUGCUUCCAGAUGGGGUGAUGGGAGUUGUAGUCCAACAACAGCUGGGGGACCAAGUUUGAGAAACACUGGUUUAGGUCCUUUGUUGAAAAAGAUCUGCGCACAGUAGUAAUUGUGAUGACAGGCAUGCUUAGUCCAUUGAUUCUUCACCCCUCUCAUUUCUUUGUAGGUCUCACCCUGUCUGAGUGUGCUGUCAUGGCUGCUCUUUGUCAACGACACAGAUGUCCUAGCAGAUGCAUGCUGGGCACUCUCAUACUUGUCUGAUGGACCCAAUGAUAAAAUCCAGGCUGUGAUUGAUGCAGGAGUAUGUAGGAGACUUGUGGAACUCCUGAUGUAAGGACUUUAGAUCAAGCAAAUUUAUUUAAUCAAGCAAGUCUAUUAAACGUUGUCCUUUUACUUGCCGUCGUGUCAGGCUGGCCUUGGCUUUUAUUUCUUGCUGAAAGUGCAGGUGUGAAUACAUUAUUUGGGGCCCAAAGCCACCCGUUUUGAACCACAUUGCAGGAACAGUGGUUAUUAUGUCCAUAUUACCGUAUUUUUCGCUCUAUAGGACGCACUUUUUCCCCUCCAAAAAUGAAGGGGAAAUGUGUGUGCGUCCUAUGGAGCGAAUGCAGGCUUUCCCGGGCUUCCUGCAGCUCCGCGCCACCCUCCCGAUCCCGGCGUGAAGCCGCGUGGGGCUCGGGAGGGUGGCGCGGAGCUGCCUGCAUUCCAAAGCCUGGUGCGCACUGAAGAGCGCGCCCGGGCUUUGCGCACCUCUCCACAAGCCUGGGGAGACCAGCUCGGUUCCCUAGGCUUGCGGAUAGCAGGCUGUUCUGGGGGCUGGGGUCGGGGGAAGCUCGGGCUUCCCCCGCGCCUGCCCCGUGCCUGGGGAGGGAAUUUUUUUUUCUUUAUUUCCCCCCCCCCCAAAAAAAAAAAUAGGUACCUUGAAUGCACCUUGUUUUAGAGGGAGAGAACAAGAAAAAAAUUUUUUUCCCUGUUCUCCCCCUCCUAUGAUCCGGUGCGUCCUAUGGUCCGGUGCGUCCAAUGGUGCGAAAAAUACGGUACUUAAAGAAACAAAGGAAUAAAUAGAACACAGUGGCCUUGCAUCCUGGCAGCCAGACACAACAGUUGAAGACGUGACUAUGAAACAAAUAACAUUUGACUCUGUUAAACUGAAGCCUUUCUUUUUUCCCUUUUUUAGGCAUAAUGACUACAAAGUGGUAUCUCCUGCUUUGCGAGCCGUUGGGAACAUUGUUACAGGGGAUGAUAUCCAGACCCAGGUAUAAACACUGCUCACUGCAACAACAUUUACUGAUUCCAGUUUUCACAGUAACUGAAUAGAAGUAAAUCUCUUUCUUUCAGUCCUCAGCCUCAAGAGGCUUCAUAGAGUUGAACAUGUAUUGUGGGUUAUAUCCAAUGAAAAUGUUGCACAAGCAGAACAACUUCUGCUCAUACAAUGGAACUUUUCCUUCCUCUCCACCCUCUGUGCACCCCACACAUUCCCCUCCAAAUCUUUUCUGGGGGUUCUCUCUGUCAGCAUCGCCCUUGAGCCAGUGCCACCGACUGGACUCAUCCACUUCAGCCACUCUCUGGGCCAGGCGAGCUGGGGUAGCACUUCCAGAGACCACCUUCUGCACAGGAACAGGUCAAAGUGCUGUGGACUCACAACUCAGAGUUGUGAGCAUCAGAUUCACUUCCGAAGAUAGUCGUUGCACAGCAGAGUACAGCAGAGCAUAAACCACUCGGAGAACAGCUCUGUAGAAUAACUACUUUUAUUCUAUCUACAACUAUCAUACAAACUAUAUACAGAGCUAAAUGAAGAAGCUGAACUGCACUGAGUGUCUGCAGCUGCUCUUAGCAGCAACCUUAUCUAUACAGAGAUAACUCUCUCUCUCUCUAACACUCAGUCUCUCUCUUUGAUGUGAGGCUGGAGCAGAAUAAGUAGUGAGCAGAAACUGCCCCCUCCUCUCUGGAGAAUCAGCAGAGAACAUCAGCAGAUUCUUGGAAUGGGAGGGGUGAAAUCUCCUCACUCCCAACACUCUGGAGCAGGUAUGGGGGUUGGAGGAGGAGAAGUUCUAUUGUGCAGAUAGAACUCUUUCUGCCCAUGCAAUGACUUCGUUGGAUUCAACCCUUUCCCCCCCUUAAACCUCCUUGAGGUUUUGUGCCUUGAAAUCCUGUGUUCAGAAAGCCACAUUGGCCUUACUCCUGGUGUCCUUGGCCUGCGCUUUCCUUGAAAUACUCAUGCCUGUGGUUGCUAGUUCCAACUCUCUAGGAUACGGCUAAAUCUUUAAGGCAUACAUAAUGGCUCGUGGCAUUCUUUAGUAUCAUGCUUCUCAAAAUGUUUGAAGUCAGAGCCAACUAUAUGCUAACUCCACUUUUUUGAGCCUGACCUUCCUUCUCUACAACAGAAACGUGAGCAUAUCAAUAUAGUGAGUAAGCUGAUGAUGAUGAUGAUGAUGAUGAUGAUUCUAAUAUAGGUGUAUGAAUAGGCACUAUGUAGCCGGAUAGAAAUUCAGCAUGACAGGAAGGGAAGGAGUGCGUCUCUUCAGUGAUGCUCCCAGGGAUAGUGUGCUGUUCACCUAGUUGUGGCAGGGAGACUUUCUUUCUGGAAUCUGCUCAGGAAAAGUGCCAGGACCCACAGUUUGAGAAACACUGUUUGAGCUUGUUGGCUAUAGGGUAUCUGUGCAUAUCCUUUUCCCUGAUUUUUUUUAGUGCCUAGGAACCAAGCACUAUUUGUGCUACUCAACUUCCUUAUUUCAGUUCAGCAUCUUGGAGUUUUCCAGUCAAGUUUGAGCAUGCACCCUUGCUCAGUGUUAGAUUGUAAACCUGCCUUUUGAGCAUGGUGGUCUCUGAUAUUUUGAGUAGACUUUCUUUGCAUCUCUUGCAUGGUGAGCAUCUGCAUUUGUAAACACAUCUUUGUAAUGUUCUCCAGAAUCCUUUCUUCCUGUCCUUUGCUUACAGUUCUCCAGUCAGUUGUGCACCUGCUGUACAGUGGCAAAACCCACCCUUUGUAUCCUUAAUGGGCUGCAAGAGCAAGUCUUGUGAGACUUGUUAAAUAAAGUCUAAUGAUAAACAACCCCUGCUUGCUCUUCUUUGGCAAAGCCUGCCACUUCAUUGCGGGAGAAAUUUAAGCUUUCAAAAUAAUAUUUUCCAAUCUUUCACAUUUACUUUCUUGCUCACCUUAUAUUUACAGGGUUAGUGUAUGAGACAUCUAGGCUCAUUGGUUAGAUUUGUUAAUAUGAAAAUGCCUACCUAUGCAGUCUUUAACAUUAUUAACAUUUACAUUACUUAGAAUAUCUGCCUCCUCAUCAGUGACAGCUUACUUUCCACUAAAUCUGAGACGAGAAAGGUAUUAAGUGCACCUGUCUUCUCCGUCAAGUUCUUCAAACUCUCAUGCCCUGCUCUGCUCCUGUCAUUGACAGUGCUUUCUGUGCAUGGAAAAGGCCUUUAUGUUGCCUUUUCUGCCUCUUGCGUUCUUUUCGUUUCUUCCCACUUGAUUUUAUCUUCAGGCAGACCUACUGCUAUCUUAUUCUCCCCUUUACUUCCUUGAGCUUUCUGCUUUUUCUCAGCUAUUCUUUCGAUUUUAGAUAAGGAAAAAAUCUCUUUAUUAUGCCUUCCUCAUGUUUGCUUAAGGUAAGUGUGCAUGGAAUUUUUAGAUCCAUCUUUUGGAUGCAGUCUAAAAUCAAUCUCUUUCUUUCCGUUUCCCAGGUAAUAUUGAAUUGUUCGGCUCUGCAGAGUUUACUACACUUGCUUAGCAGUCCUAAAGAAUCAAUCAAAAAGGAAGCAUGUUGGACAAUAUCAAACAUCACAGCUGGAAACAGAGCGCAGAUUCAGGUAAUGAAGCUGGCUGGCUCAGAGGUUCACUUGCCAACACAAAAUCAGAUUCUUAGAUCUAUUGCUGUCCAUGCAGACUUUGGCAGAAUAUUACACGCUCUUGCUUGUAUCUCAUUUGGCAUUUUCAGCAGACUUUUAUAAAUUCAAGAUCAAAACUGGAAAAUGUCAGGAGAACAGGAGAAUAACUCUACUCCUCCCCCCACAAAAUAUUAGACUAGUUGGAGAUAGAUGCUCAAUACUGUUGAAUACAAAACAAAGCAAGCAAACAAAAACCACUGUUGAAUCCAGCUUUCCUUGAUUAGAGUAACCUGCGCCAUCCCCCUUUCUGCUGAACUCAAGCUGGUUAUUUGGUCUAAACAACAAUGAACAAACCUAUGGUAACAUAAAGCAUCCUCAAUAAACACACGAGACAUAACCGGCUGUCUUCUCAGAUAAAUUUAGCAGGGGAUCAAAUACUUUCCCCCCUCACUGUAGCACUCUGUGUCACAUUACUAUGUUGAAGCAAAUAAUCCCGAUUUUUAAAUCUGCUAUUAAGACCUUGUUUAUUUUUCAGACUGUCAUAGAUGCCAACAUUUUCCCAGCUCUGAUAAGUAUAUUGCAAACUGCCGAGUUUCGGACAAGAAAAGAAGCAGCUUGGGCUAUUACUAAUGCAACAUCUGGUGGCUCUGCGGAGCAGAUCAAGUAAGUGCCAGCAAGGUUUCCAAACAAAGAUCUUCAGGGUGGAAGGGUUGUGCUGAGAGCUGGUGCUGCAAAGUUUCUCUUUUCUCCUGCACUCCUCAUCCCCCUUGACCAAAAGAUGCCUGCUCUAUUCACACAAGUUUUAUCAUAUCUCUGUCAGGAGUGGGGAACCUCUGGUCAGCAUAGCUAAUGGCCAGAGUUUAUGCAGUUGUAGUCCAGCAAUAUCCGGAGAUUUCCCCACUCCAGGCUACACUAUUUUGGUCAGCCUCUUCUAAGGCUUCACUUUCUAGAAGAACUGCCCAGAUUCUUCAUACCACUGAGUGUUAUCCACUGGACAUGCGUGAGCGGAACACUGUUCCUCUCUCUCGAGAACACUUCGUGCUUUUGAGGGUGACUUAACCAAGAUGCCAGAAGUGGUGCUGCCACUUUGCCAAACCGGAUCCUCUCGUUGUCUUGAUUCUCAAUCCAUUGUGCUUUUCAGGUACCUGGUAGAACUUGGCUGCAUCAAACCACUCUGUGACCUCCUUACGGUAAUGGACUCGAAGAUUGUGCAGGUGGCUCUUAAUGGGCUGGAAAACAUCCUGAGACUGGGCGAACAAGAAGCCAGGCGAAGUGGAACUGGCAUUAACCCAUACUGUGCACUCAUUGAGGAAGCCUACGGUAAGGGGAUGUGCUGGUGGGUGACAUCCGUAUUAGACUAUCCAGCUUUUGCCUCGUUUCUCAUGGUUCAUUAUGACCUCAAAGUAAAUGGAAGACUUUCCAAGCAAAAUUGUACUCUUUCAGUGUCGGGGGGGGGGGGGAGGACCUACUGUACAUUUUCUUGCCCAUAAUUUUCUUUCUAGUACUCUUCCUUUGUAACAACUUCUGAUACUUCCUCAGUUGCCUUUAAUUUUCCAGUUCAAGUAGCAUUUAGGGACAUAAGAAUAGUCUGCUGGAUCAGGCCAGUUGUCCAUCUUGUCUACAAGAGCACUCUCCCCUCUCAUGGUUUCCAACUGUGGAGGAAAUAGCCACAGAUAGCCCUCUCCUCCUUGAAUUUGUCUAAUCGUCUUCCAAAAUCAUCCAGAUUGUUGGCUAUCACUGCCUCCUGAGGAAGCAAGUUCCAUAGUUUGACUAUAUACUGCAUGAAGAAGUACCGUAUUUUUUGCUCUACAAGACUCACUUUUUCCCUCCUAAAAAGUAAGGAGAAAUGUGUGUGUGUCUUAUGGAGCGAAUGCAGGCUGCGCAGCUAUCCCAGAAGCCAGAACAGCAAGAGGGAUCGCUGCUUUCACUGCACAGUGAUCCCUCUUGCUGUUCUGGCUUCUGAGAUUCAGAUUUUUUUUUUUUCUUGUUUUCCUCCUCCAAAAACUAGGUACGUCUUGUGGUCUGGUGCGUCUUAUAGAGCGAAAAAUAUGGUACUUUCUUAUAUUUGUCCUAAAUAUUCCAACAUGCAGUUUCAUGGGAUGUUCAUGAAUUCUAGUGUUACAAGGGGGGUGGGGACUUCUCUAUGUCUUUCUGCAUGCCAUGCAUAAUUUUAUAGGCGUCUAUCAGGUCACCUCUUAUUUGCCUUUUCUCUAAACUAAAAAGUCCCAAAUGCUGCAACCAUUCUUCAUAUGGGAGCAUCUCCACCCCCUUGAUCAUUUUGGUGCCUUUUUCGGAACCUUUUCCAACUUGGUUCAUUUCUGCAGAAAAUGCUGGAUACAAAGAUAAUGGCAGUGCCUCUUUUCAAAAUAAAAGCAGAAUUUUGGAAAUACCUCUUCAUAUUUGUGGUUGCUUACAGUCUGCAGCACAGGCGGCGCUGUGGUCUAAACUACUGGCCUCUUGGGCUUGCCGAUCAGAAGGUUGGUCGUUCGAAUCCCUGCAAUGGACUGAGCUCCUGUUGCUCUGUCCCAGCUCCUGCCAACCUUGCAGUUUGAAAGCACACCAGUGGAAGUAGAUAAAUAGGUUACAGCUGUGGCGGGAAGGUUUCCGUGCGCUCUGGUUUCCGUCACAGUGUGCCAUUGCGCCGGAAGCGGUUUAGUCAUGCUGGCCACAUGACCCAGAAAGAUGUCUGUGGACAAACUCCGGCUCCCUUGGCCUGAAACUGAAAUGAGCGCCACAACCCCAUAGUCGCCUUUGGCUGGACUUAACCGUCCAGGGGUCCUUUACAAAUGCCGAAAUAUAAAUAUAACCAAAAUCUUGCAGUUAGGCUGUAGGCUUAGCUGCUGCACUGGGCACAACAUAAAGAUCCUCUUAAGUGCAUUUUUGUGGAUUAUAACACCAGAGGGUUUUGCAGAGCAUUUUAAUAUUUCUAUACCACAUCAUUACCUAAGCAGCACCUGCAAAGUCUGAAGUAACGAAGAGGCAGUUGUGGGAUGGGAUAGCUCCAAUAGCAAUGGAAACUUCUGCCUUUAGAAUCUUUGUGGGGUCUCAAUGGAGUCUCCUGGUUUUUAAUUGAAGCUACAGUUCAGAUAGCCUGGUCUGUGUAUCUCGCUCCGUCUUUGCCCCACCCCCUUCUCAGCAACAUGCUGAGCUAUCCAGGUGUCCACCUGGCCAUCUAGGUGUUUGGGGACUCUAGCUACUGUCAGCCCCAACCAGCAUGGCAAAUGAUAUGGCGUAAUGAGGAAUCCACUAAUAUCUGGAGAGCCAGAGGUUCUCCACCGUUGAUAAAGAUGAAACAGUGCAGGUAUACCUGCCUCUUCAAGAACUGAGGGGCUCUGUGUAUUUUUCUUGCAGGCCUGGAUAAGAUUGAAUUCCUGCAGAGUCACGAGAACCAAGAAAUCUACCAGAAGGCCUUUGAUCUGAUUGAGCACUACUUUGGGACAGAGGAGGAAGAUAGCAGCAUUGCCCCCCAAGUCGAUCUUGGCCAGCAGCAGUACAUCUUCCAGCAGUGCGAGGCUCCCAUGGAAGGUUUCCAGCUGUGAGGCGCUCCUGUGCGCUGCGUUGCACUUGCCCAUCCAGCCCUAUUGUAGAGCUCUGAGUUGCCCACAGAGUGGUCCUGUUUUCCAUAAACCUGUGUGAGCUCAUUUGCUUGCUUUGCACACACGCUUCCUUACAAACACAACUGGAAAACAUUUGGCUCUUUGUUGUAGGACGCCACUUUGGUAAGGGCUUACCCUAGCUGCUGUGCCCAUCUCUCCAGAGCUUGGGCACUUCUGCCAAGAUGUCAGUUUUCCCCAAUGAAGUACACACUAAAGUGGUGUAAUCCUAGAUUCUAAAACAAGGGUGGAGUUUCCUUUGUGUGUCUGUGUGUGUGUUGCAGUGUUCUUGCUAUCGACAAAGAGGAUUCGAGAGACUCUUCCUUUCCGGGCGCUCCUGGAGUGCCUGUCUCAUUGGAGGCUCACGCAGAAUUUGGAAUGGUGGUGGUUCUGUGUGUGGCAGCUUGGGCUUCUGUUAAUAUAUAUAUAUGUAUGUAUAAUAUAUAUAUACAUAUAUGAUACACAGAGAUACAGGAAGGAGCUCUCUGUUCCCUGCACUUACAGCCGCCAGUGAAUAAGCUGCUCCAGGUUCUUGAAACAAUGAACAGUUGACAGCAGGCAGGAUUCCUAUGCUGCCCUUUCGACUGCAUGGGGUUUGUUCUCUUCUGUCUGCAUGAGGAACGGAGCCCAUCUCUCUGUACCUCCCAUGGGGCAGCCAGGGCUCUUUUGAAGAUGUCCGAAAUCACGUCAGGGAUAGAGGAACUGUUCCUGUUCAUCUGCCACAGCAUCAAUUGGCUCCCUCUACAUUCAGACUGAAAUCUCUUUCAAGUUUUGAAAGUGGUCCUCAUUAACAUGGUUCCUGCUGAGAAAUCCACGCUUGAGUUUUUGUAAACGUCUUGGUUGAACAGGGCUGCCUGUAAAUCACAUUCUGUUGUAAAUUCCUGAUAUGCUAAAAUAUUGAAGCAAAGAAGAUAACUGGCUCCCUGGGCCACCUCUGCUUACGUGGACUGUAGCUUCUAAGUCAGGCCAGAAAGGGACAUCUGGAUUCUAUAAACUUCACUUAAAGGCACAUAGAACGCUCUUAUGACUAAUGAAAUCCAAGUUCUGAAAUCAUCGGCCUAAUAUUCUUGACUGACACCGCUCAUUUAAUCCUUAGUACAGCUGAUCUCUGGCCAAACGCCAUCAUGUCAGCUUCCUGCAACAACUAGGGGUGUCGUUCCGUCUCCGUGUCUGUAGAAUGCUCUCUUGACUAGCACCAAGAUGGUGGCUCUCCGAUAUGCUCGGACUGAAGACAUUGGAUAUGAAUGCCAAUUGUUUUGAACCUCUUCACCUAGUCCAAGGCCAGCCGACUCCGACAGCAUAGUCUUAAUUUAACUUGGCAUCAGCCAUGAUCAGCAGUGUUGUUCACUCUUUGUGAAUGCAUGGAUCUUGCAGGAGGCUUGCACCCUGUUCCCUGACCGGGCAGCACCUUGAGUCAGUUUGACUUUCCAGGACUUGACCUUCCAUUACAAACAUUGUGAAUACAUAAUAAAUUCUGUUGUCAGAAUUGUUUGACAAGAUUCUUCAUGUUAUAAUUAACGGAAGAAAACUGACAUCGCCUGCAACGAAAUAUACUUUGUCAACCUGUUAGGAGGUAUGGUCUCAUCAGUGUUCUUCUGUGUGGCUGACCCUUCUCCUGAACACUUUGUAUCUAUGUCUGUGCUUUUAGGAUGGAAGCUCUCGCAGCUGCCAGUUCUGUCCAUUCUUCAUCAGCCUCCACCCUCUUAACUUCCUUUAGUUUUGUGCUGCUUUAUGAAGAAGCAUCUUUAGGUUACCAUUUCAACUUCAGUUGUUUGUAACUUUAAAAUUAGGGCUGGGCUGAGAUGGGGGGGGCGGGCAUGUGUUUUGCAAUAAACUUAUUUCCCAUUUUGGUUAUUGUUCUGGGGGAAUUUAAAACCAGGCAAAAACAGUUGGCCCCCUACUAUGAGAGAAGGAAUCUAUGGCCUCUCUCUGAUUUGGCAUAGUGGGAUCAUCACGUAACCAAAUCCAGCAGGAUUGGCUGGAUUGAUGUUUAAAAGGGGGGGGGGAAAGGCACCAAAACCGCAGAUGGGAGAAAGAAUCCACAGUGAACAGGAAGCAAACAAUGUACAAGAAAGGUAAGCGAGGUGUGAGAAGAGUAGUUUCAUGGGGUGUAUUGUGGGCAAAAAAUGAAGUGCAGUCUGGUUGGUUUGUUCUUUAAAUUAGGUGGCUAAUCUUCAUAACAACCUCAAUGUUGCCUUUAUAUCCCAUAGUAAACCAUGUUUCUUUAAGGGUGGUAGCAGCACUGAUGAAUAGCAAUCUUGUUUCAGCUUCCAGAUUUUUUUUGUGGCUGAGUUUUUUAAAGUGUAAAUUACUGAUGACAUGUCAUUUCUAUAAGAUUUGUUUCAAAUCAUGUACUUUAAUUGAUAGUUUUUCGGGGGGGCAGCAAGCUGCAUAUUUUGUAAGCCAAUUUCAGUGAAGGGUGCAUGUGGUACAGAAAUGUCUCACAUGCACAAACACUGACAGUGUGUAUAUGUGUGUGCUUACCUAGAGUAUAUAUGCACAGGCACACUCCUCCAACGUGUGUGCUAAUGUGUAUGUAUAUAUGUAUAUUUACACACAUCCUAUAUCUUUCUCACACCGAAAGUUUUUCUCCCAAGCUAGUGAGAACGUGGUGCAUUGGUGUUCCCGCUAGGAAAUAAUGAAUUCUCUCUUUAAAGGAGUGAAUUAAACCAUAAAUACAUAGAAGUGAAAUGGAG